Molecule: messenger RNA, 1263 nt
Organism: Cuscuta campestris
Lineage: Eukaryota; Viridiplantae; Streptophyta; Magnoliopsida; Solanales; Convolvulaceae
Source: the annotation of a GenBank genome assembly
CAUACAAUAAAUAAAUCGAGCUUAAACAAUUUGGUAAAACACACAAACACACACACAUGGGUUCCAAAACUACUAGAGGAGUUGAGAAGUGGAGUAGCAGUAGAGGUAUUCCUCCGUCUCACUUCAUUUUCAUGAUACGUUCUUUCUCUCAGCUCACAAAAUCUGGAAUUGACAAACUCGAGUCUGGAGUUUUCGAAGCCUCCCAGAAGAAAUGGAAGUUGUGUGUUUAUACAAAGGCUGGAUAUAACAAAAAAGCAAAGAAUGGUGAUGAGAAUGAUGAUGAUGAGGACGAGCAUUAUAUCUCCCUUUGCUUACGAAUCGUUGAUACUGAUAGUCUUCCCCGAGGAUGGGAGGUUCACGCUAGGUUUACUUUCUUUGUCUAUGAUCAAAUCAAUGACAAAUACUUGACAAUCCAAGAUGGUGGGGAGAAAGUGAGGCGAUUUCACUACAUGAAAACUCAAUGGGGGUUGGACGAAUUUCUCCCACUCUCUAUUUUCAACAACCCUUCCAAUGGCUAUCUGGUUGACGACACGUGCGCUUUUGGGGCUGAGGUUUUUGUCAUUUCAAAUGCCCCAAAACGCGAAUGUCUCUCCAUUAUGCCUACGAGCAAGGAAAACACCACUUACACUUGGAGAAUAAACCGUUUCGCGUCCAUAACGUCCGAAUCUGUCACGUCUGAUGAAUUCUUCGUUGAAGGGAUCAAAUGGACCCUAAAGCUAUAUCCCAAGGGAUCCUCAACUGGAAAAGGCCACAGCAUAUCCCUUUAUCUGAUGUUGUCCGCUGCACAGUAUGAAAACCUUAAUGCAGCAAAAUUGUACGCAAAGUAUAAGUUGCGAAUUUGUAAUCAACUCAACGCUACACAGCACCAUGAAACUUAUGUGGAACAUCUUUUCGACGACCCGAAGUUAUCCGGGUAUGGGGUGCACAAAUUCAUGUCUCUGAACAAGUUGGAGAGUGGUUACCUAGUAAAUGACACACUCAUUGUACAAGUAGAUAUUCUACUUCUCUCCAAGGUUUCUGAGUUCUGAUCGAUCUAGCUUAGCUAGACCAGGCACCCACCCCUACAUAUAAAUAUAUUAUAGUCACACAAACUUAAUUUGACACCAAAUCAUGCGUGUUUACUACGGACUAAUUUAUAUAUACAGAGAAUCAUUGUCCGUAUCGCAUAAACAUUAAUCAUUAUUUGUGUGUGUAUGUCUGUGAAACACGCAGUGUCGGACUUUGGUGUCAACGUAUUAAUGCCAAUAUACUCUGUAUAUAUUU